Molecule: messenger RNA, 4381 nt
Organism: Candidula unifasciata
Lineage: Eukaryota; Metazoa; Mollusca; Gastropoda; Stylommatophora; Geomitridae
Source: the annotation of a GenBank genome assembly
AUGGAUUCAUCAUAUUUGAGGCUGCAGGGAGCAGACUUCAGAAUAUAUAGCAAGGCAGAAAUUUUGCAGCUGAGCGUGAAAGAGAUUGUCAACCCACAGACAUUUGAUACUUUACAGAAUGCGAUGAUUGGAGGAUUGCAUGACCCGGCACUAGGUCCAAGUCAAAGAUUCGAUCGUUGUGAAAGCUGUGGUCAAAGUGAUAAAAACUGUCCUGGUCACUUUGGUCACAUCAGAUUACCAGUGCUUGUCUUCAAUCCAUUGCUUUUCAAAACCUUAGUCCAGUUGCUGAAGGGCACUUGCUUGUCAUGCCAUAGGGUGAACCUUUCUCCGCUUCACAUCCGACUGUAUGCCUAUCAGUUAGAAUUGCUGCAGAAGGGCUUUCUGACGCAGGCACAGGAUUUGAUGGAAAGGUUCCUCCACUCGGAGAAACCUGAAAAUGAAGCUCUCAAUGAAAUGAUUGAGUUUGUCAAAGAAACCAUUGAAGGUGCAAAAAGGGAUGAGAAGGUGUUAUCAAAAAAUGUUCUAACAGAAACCCAGAACACCAUGCGCAGCAUCUUGAGUCUGUUCUCUUCAUCCAAGCCAACUUGUCGCCAUUGUCAGACCAGGAACAGAACUUUGAAGGCUGAAUACAAUCGAACUAUAGUCGGAGUUCUGAUAGAGGAACGAGUGCCCAGGAAGAGAUUAAUCCAAGUCAAACACACUGAGAUGGACAUAAAGGAUAUGGAUGCUGCACCAGAAGAAGAGGUUGACAUGGAAGAAAAGGUAGCUGAUGAAGCCAAGGAAGCUGCCCAAGAUGAUGAAGAAAUCGACGGAGAGGUGCAAACAGAGCUAGCACAUUUCUUGAAGUCCAAGCACAAGAGAUGUAUCAUGUCUCCGAACAUUGCUAGAGAUCAUCUGAGAAAAGUUUGGCAGGAGGACAAAGAUUUUCUCCAGAAGCUGUAUCCAUUCUUGGCAUCGGUUAAAGAGUGUGAAUUUCCUGUCGAUAUUUUCUUCCUGGAUACUGUUCCAGUUCCACCCACAAGGUUUAGACCUCUGAGUAUGAUGAAAGGGCGCAAGUUUGAGCAUUCACAGACUGCUAACCUCUCUGCUGUUUUGAGGGAAAGCUUGAUUCUGCAGGAAUUAAUCAAGAAAGUGGAAGAGCCUCAGAAGGGUACAGUCAAGGGCCUGACAGUUCCAGAUACAAAUGAAAGCCUUACAGCACAUAUGCACAAGAUCAUGGCAUCAUGGCUACGUCUGCAGGCCAAGGUCAAUAUUGUGUUGGACAGCGAUUUAGAUAACUUGUCAGAAGACAAGUUUCCCGGCAUCCGACAGAUGCUGGAGAAGAAAGAAGGUCUUUUAAGGAUGCACAUGAUGGGAAAGCGUGUGAAUUUUGCAGCCCGUUCAGUUAUCUCCCCUGAUCCCUAUAUUGCCACAAAUGAAAUUGGAAUCCCGAUGGUUUUUGCAUCAAAAUUGACUUAUCCUCAGGGAGUGACUCCAUGGAACAUUCAUGUACUUCGGGAGAUGGUCAUUAAUGGUCCUAAUAAGUACCCAGGUGCUUCCAGUGUUAUCAAUCCAGACGGGACUGUGGUUUACUUGAACUCAAGUGAUGUUAGUCAGCGGGAAGCGAUAGCACGACAGUUGCUGGUGAAUGAUAAUAACGUUACAGGAACAAAAGUGGUGUGUCGGCAUCUAAUCAAUGGUGACUACUUGCUGCUCAAUCGACAGCCAACACUGCACAGACCCAGUAUGCAGGCUCACAAGGCCCGAGUGUUGCCAGAUAUAAAGACCCUGAGAAUGAAUUAUUCCAACUGUAAGGCUUACAAUGCUGACUUUGACGGUGAUGAGAUGAACGCUCACUUUCCUCAGUGUGAAUUAAGCAGGGCCGAGGCUGCAGUUCUUGCAUGCACAGACUAUAAUUACCUGGUGCCCAAAGAUGGAACUCCUCUGGCUGGGCUGAUACAGGAUCAUGUGGUGGCUGGUGUUACACUGUCCAUCAGGGGACGUUUCUUCUCCAGACAAGACUAUUGUAGUCUGGUUUGGAACUCUUUGAGCGACUCCAGAGAUAAAAUUUCAAUGUUACCUCCAGCCAUUUUGAAACCAUAUCCUUUAUGGUCAGGCAAACAGAUUAUCAGCACAGUGCUGUUGAAUCUCAUCCCCAAAGGGGUAGCAGCCAUCACCUUGAGAAGCAAGUCAAAGAUACCUGAGAAGAGCUGGACACGAUACCAGGCAAAUUACCAGAACAUUCUGCCGUUGAACAUGGUUAUCUCUGAUUCUGAUGGGAUGGGAGAAAGCACAGUGAUCAUUAGCCAGGGAGAGUUGCUGCAGGGAGUGCUGGACAAGGCUCAUUAUGGGCCAUCAUCAUACAGUUUGGUUCACUGCUGUUAUGAGCUGUACGGGGGAGAUGUUGCUGGCAGACUGUUGACCUGCUUGGGCCGGCUGUUUACAUCAUUUCUGCACAACACUGGGUUCUCCCUUGGAUCUGGAGAUAUUCUUGUACAGAGAAAGGCAGACAGGAAGAGGAAAUCUUUUAUUAAGAAGUCCCAGCAUGUGGGGAAAGCUGCUGUGAUGAAAGCAUUAGGCUUAAAUGAGGCAGAGGCAAAUGAGAGUGAUCUUUUAAUGGAACUGAAGCAAGCUCAGUUUGAAAAGGGAGGUGUCAGGAUGGCAGAAAUUGACAUGUGUAUGAAAGGAGAGACAGACAAAGUGCAGGAUGACAUUGCUAGGUCUAUCAUGCCCAUUAGACUAGAGAAAGGAUUCCCAGAGAACAGUUUGCAGUUGAUGGUUCAGUCUGGAGCCAAGGGGUCACCGGUGAACUGCAUGCAGAUAUCUUGCCUGCUGGGGCAGAUUGAAUUGGAAGGGCGUCGACCACCGCUGAUGUUGAGCGGAAAGUCUCUGCCAUCAUUCCUCCCCUAUGAUGUUUCUCCCAAGGCAGGUGGUUUUGUGACGGGCAGGUUUUUGACUGGAAUCAGACCUCAGGAGUAUUUCUUCCAUUGCAUGGCUGGCAGAGAGGGUCUCAUAGAUACAGCUGUUAAGACAAGUCGCAGUGGUUACUUGCAGCGUUGUUUGGUUAAACAUCUGGAAGGAAUUAUGGUCAACUAUGACUUGACAGUCAGGGACAGUGAUGGUGGAAUUGUACAGUUCUACUAUGGGGAGGAUGGUCUAGAUCCUGUUCGCUGUCCAUUCUUGAUGCCGUCUCAGUUUCCAUUUUUGACGGAAAACCUCCUUGCUGUUCUCAGUGGCAAUAAAGAAAACCCAUGGCAGACGGUCAAGCAGAGCAAAGAUGUCAGACAUAUCUGGAAGAAGAUCAGCAAAUGGCGUGCACAGAACAGUGAACUAGGAAAGUGGACAAAUCGGGACAGCAGUUUUUUGAAAUUCUGUCAGAGUGAGGUAGCCCCAUCAGUGUCCCACUCUGAAGAACAGACAAUUGUGAAGGAGGGAAAGUAUUUUGGCAGAUCAAGUGCAGCAAGAAAAUUCUGUGAAGCAUGGGAGAGUCUCAUUGAUGAGAAUAAAGAAAAAAUGAAAAAAGGCAUGGUGUGUCCAGAGCCUGUCAUGUCCAAGUAUCUGCCCCACUCCCAGCCUGAAGUGAUGUCUGAACACUUCCGGCACUUGCUUAAUGUUUACUGCAAGAAGGGAUUCUCCAAGGUAGUUUCUCAGAUGUCUGAAAACCUGAACCCAGAAGCGUUUAAGGCAGCUGUCAAUCGGAAGGUGGUUAAGUCCUUAGCACACCCAGGGGAAGCUGUAGGUCUUAUUUGUGCCCAGUCUGUGGGUGAGCCCUCCACUCAGAUGACACUGAACACCUUCCACUUUGCUGGUCGUGGUGAGAUGAACGUCACUCUGGGUAUCCCUCGACUCAGAGAGAUCCUGAUGACUGCCAGCACAAACAUCAAGACUCCGUCCAUGGACAUCCCCAUACUGCCAGUGCCACAAGCCAGACCCCAGGCAGAGAAUCUGAGGAGGCAUUUGAAUAGAAUCACACUAGAUCAGGUUUUGCAACAUGUGAAAGUCAAGAUUUCCACAAAACGUUUCAAUUCGGAAAAUUACAGAGUAUUUGAGGUGAAGUUCCAGUUUUUGCAUCGCCGGGAGUAUGCUGAUCUCACAAACCUGACUCCAAAGAUGAUCUUGGCAUUUAUUGUGAAGAGGUUUUUGCUGCAGGUUGACAUGGCUGUCAAGAAGGAGAAUGCUGUCAUGGAGAAAACCACUUUAUUAUCCAGCGGAAGGUUGAAGCGUUCUGCUAACACAGAGAAGGAGGACAGUGAUGAGCCCAAGCUUGCUGAUGCUAAAGAUGAAGACGUGGACACAGAACCUAAUGAUGGUGAUGCUGCUGCUGUAAAAGAGCAACAGCAACAGCUGGACACACAGGAAUACGAGGGAGAAGAGGAGGAGAGGAAAGCAGUCGUACCUGAAG